Molecule: messenger RNA, 1904 nt
Organism: Thalassophryne amazonica
Lineage: Eukaryota; Metazoa; Chordata; Actinopteri; Batrachoidiformes; Batrachoididae
Gene: htra3b
Product: HtrA serine peptidase 3b
Exons: 10
Coding region: 237-1646 (469 amino acids)
Biological process (GO): proteolysis
Cellular component (GO): extracellular region
Molecular function (GO): serine-type endopeptidase activity; protein binding
Source: RefSeq, a predicted model, not a curated record
GGACUGAUCCGGUCCGGAGAGGCGAGUUCGGUGCUGCAGCUGGUCCGGGUCGGUGUUGAGGGUCCAGACGAGUUCCUGACACACUCCGUUUGAGUUGUUUUUAUUAUUACUGUUAGUCCCUUUGAUGUGUUCUUUAGCUUUGAUGACGUAACGACUGUCUGACGUGCGAAAAGGUGAUGAGCCAAAGUUGGGAGCGAAACUCUUCUUUGUUUCUUCCAGACCUCCGUCUUUAAAAAAUGGACAGUCCGCUCUUUUUCUUCUUCAUUUUCGUGCUUUACCUCCCGGAGUUUGUCGGCGCAGGGACGAACGUCACGUGUCCCGCUCGGUGUGACGUGAGCCGGUGUCCGAGUCCGAGCUGUCCGAGCGGUUACGUGCCGGACCGGUGCGCCUGCUGCCUGGUCUGCGCCCAGGCGGAGGGCGAGUCUUGCGGUCGCAAGGACGAGCUGCCGUGCGGGGACGGCCUGGAGUGUAAGCACCCGGCGGGGAAGCGGCUGUCCAAGGGCUUCUGCCGGUGCAGGUUCCCGCAGCAGGUGUGCGGCAGCGACGGUAAAACCUACGCCAACGUGUGCCGCCUGAAGGCGACCAGCAGGGCGGCGCUGCAGCGCGGCAUGCCAGGAAUUAGCCAGCGCCACAAAGGACCGUGCCCCACCAGCAAAGGUCCAUCACAUGGUACCAGUCCUCGUUACAAGUUCAACUUCAUAGCCGACGUCGUGGAGAAAAUCGCUCCUGCCGUGGUCCACAUCGAGCUCUUCCUCAGGCACCCUCUGUUUGGACGGAAUGUCCCGCUGUCUAGUGGCUCUGGGUUUGUCAUGACAGACAAUGGCCUGAUUGUCACCAACGCUCAUGUUGUCUCGACUACCACGCCGGUUUCUGGUCAACAGCAGCUCAAGGUCCAAAUGCACAAUGGUGACGUGUAUGAAGCUAGCAUCAAGGACAUUGACAAAAAGUCUGACAUCGCAACCAUCAAAGUCAACCCACAGGUGAAGCUUCCGGUAUUGUUUCUCGGCCGCAGUGCAGACCUGAGGCCUGGAGAGUUUGUCGUUGCUAUUGGCAGCCCUUUUGCCCUCCAGAACACGGUGACCACUGGCAUCGUCAGCACUGCUCAGCGAGAUGGCAAAGAACUGGGCCUCAGGGACUCUGAUAUGGACUACAUUCAGACAGACGCCAUUAUCAAUUAUGGGAAUUCAGGAGGACCUCUUGUCAAUUUGGACGGGGAGGUUAUUGGCAUCAACACCCUGAAGGUUGCGGCUGGAAUCUCAUUUGCUAUUCCCUCGGACAGGAUCACUGGUUUCCUCAAUGAUUCUCUGGACAAAUACAGCAAAGAUGUGAGGUCAGUAAAGAAGCGCUUCAUCGGAAUAAGGAUGCUGACCAUAACACCAGCGUUGAUCGACGAGCUCAAACAGCAAAACCCAGACUUCCCGAAUGUCACAAGUGGGAUUUACGUCCAUGAGGUUGUUCCUAACUCACCUGCACAAAAAGGUGGCAUCAAAGACGGUGACAUUAUCGUGAAGCUAAACGGCAAACCGCUGACAACGACAAUGGACCUGCAGGGGGUGCUGCAGGAGGAGACAGCCCUCCUGCUGGAGGUCAGGAGAGACAACGACGACUUGCUGUUUCACAUCGAGCCUGAUGUGAUCAUGCAGUAACAAACAUUAGAAGUACUGGUGCCUUCGUAAAGUGAGACAACAUGAGGCCUAAUUUCUGUUUACAAAAGCUGAUGACAGAAUACGGUGGCUCUGCUUUGUUGAACUGGUAUUUUCUUCACGUGCACACAUCAUUAUGCUGUAACGUACUGUAGUGAAGGACAAUACUGGUAGAUCGGCACAAAUGACCAGAUUUUACGCUGGUGGCACAUUAUCUUUGACUGGUCAGUGGCACAUGGUGCAAAACACAAGAACCAUUUU